CUAUGGGAACCGAACCGCCGCCCGGGAGCUGCGUCUCGGUGGAUUUCCGGAUCUUGGGUGUGGGGGACGAGGUUGGGGCUUCCAAACCCCUGGAAGACGACGGCUGGGGACCGAGUGUGGGUGUUCGGGUACCAUCCAGUCAAGGGACCAGUGCGGGUGUGAGGACCUUAGACUGCAGCUGGGGAGCAUAGGGUUUCGGAUGGGGGCUGUCCGAAGUUCAGUCGUGAAAACUGCAGGAACAUCUGAUGAUUUGGUACAAGGCCCCAGAAAGCCAACAAAAGGAGGGCCGCUCGUGCCGUUCCAAAUACCCACUAGCCUCGGGGGUCUGCCUCUUUUGUCUGAAGACAUCAGAAUGAAGGUUGAGUUUUGGCUUGUGAACUAACUUGCCCUGUUCCGGAGAGCUGGCUUUCCUUCCCCUAGAUGGUUGAUUCUGGGAUAGGUUAGGGAUGAAGGGUUUAGCAACUGUGGCAUUCUCUAGAGCCCCGCUUAGCACUGUCUCAGAGGUAAGCUGUGUCAGUGAGAGAACUGGAUUUAUUUAUGGGUGAUAACGUUAUUUUGUGCAGGUUACAGUAAUCAGGUAGUGUAAAGUGUAUUGAGUUUUGCAUUAGGAAAGAUGUAGGUUCAAACCUGUUGUGAUAUGAUUGUUAACCUUGUCUAUGGGCAAGUGUGAUGUUGUACAUAAUCCCAGAACUCAGGAAGAAGUAGCAGGAGGCUCAGGAGUUUGAGGCCAGUCUGGGCUGCAUCACAAGACCCUGUCUCAAAGCAAAGGGCUAAGAACAUUGACUGUGGGACUGGAUCUUUGUUCUCCUGCAUACUAAUUGCACAUUCACUCUCACUCUCUUCCACAAGGACCAAGCUGUAAACUGUUUGUACAUUUUUAUUGAUGCUGGAACACUUGGAUGCUGCUUUUCUGUCGGUUCUGACAGUUCCCAAGGAUGGGACAGAACGCUUCAGUUACACCACUAGCUUAAUUAUUUUCUUAUUAAGUUGUCUUUCCAGUUCUUUCCUUUGUCAGGGGCUAGGUAGGGCCAAAGGCCCUUCCAGAUCCUGUGGACAGAAGGAAGAACACUGAGCUUUUGUUCCCUGCCAGGGCCAUUCUUGGCAAGGCCAGCAAUGGUCUGGUGCCAAGGCUCUGGGGGGCCGAGGCCAGGGCCCAGAGAUCGACGGUUCCAUGUAAAGUUGUAGUUAAAUAUUACAGACCCUGAGAUACGAAAUAUUUUGCUUACUGUACCAGAAUGUACCUUGCAAAAGAGGAGCUAGAGUUCCCUGUAAUUCUCCUGCUGGGGAACUUCACUGAUUUGUUUUCUGCCUCCCCAUUUGAGGGGUAUGUAAAGAGCUGUGAUACUAAUAAACUGGCUGGCUUGACUCAUCAGCCCUCACAGCCCUCCUGACCCCCGCUUUGGACUUUAUUUUUCUCCUCUCUGGUCUGCCCCCUCAGAGUCCCAGUGUGAACCCAGGAAGAACAGGUGGUCUAGUUCGCCCUCUCUCAUUUUCCUUCCAAAGGUCUCUCUUUGACCUUUAACCCAAUAGCUACCUCUUCUUUUUUCUAGCUUCCCAUUGGGAUCCUCAUCAUUGUCUAAGAGUACUAUGCAUAUUGUAUGGCAGUAUUUGGUCCCUCCCAUCACAUGUGCCCUUUGGCAGUGCCAGGAAAAUUUCCACACUCCAGCAGCCAAUCACUGUUCUUAUUGUGGAGGAGAACACAUUCCUGGGGGGUUAUUAUGUAAGAAACCGUUGGGAUUGGAUUGUCAGCAGUUACCCAGUCCUGUCCUUUCCUCUGCUGCUACCUCUGCUCUGAACUGAGCUCUCAACUCUCAACAUCAGCAGGAUGCUAAGCUACUUCUUCCUCAUGAAGGCACUUCUUGCUCUUGGGUCCCUGACGUCCUGGGUAACUGCAGGAGAGCACGAAUUAGGUGGUGGAUGUCCUGCUGACCCUCUUCCAUGUGAGGAGCUGUGUGAUGGGGACACAUCUUGUCCCCAGGGACACAAAUGCUGCAGCACUGGCUGUGGCCACGCCUGCCGAGGAGACAUUGAGGGAGGACGGGAUGGUCAUUGUCCCAGAAUUCUAGUGGGCCUGUGUAUUGUCAACUGCAUGGUGGAUGAGAACUGUCAGCCUGGGGAAAAGUGCUGCAAGUCAGGCUGUGGCCGCUUCUGCGUCCCCCGACUUCACCUGCCCACAGACUCCAACUUCACCAAUGGGUCUACAUCUGAAUCAGAAUUUCAAGCACCCUAGCUGUUCUGACUUGUCUGGAAUCUUCUGGAAGCCAAGAAGGGGUGAUGUCCUGGGCUUGUGACACUCCCACAGAUAUCAGGCCUUCUCCUCUUUGCUUCUGCUGCCUGGAGCACACAGAACAGCCCUGGGGACAGGUGCUUCUCUUUCCCAAUAAAAGACUGGCAUGGA
Peromyscus eremicus (cactus mouse) is the source of this 2398-nucleotide messenger RNA. It is a transcript of the gene Wfdc3, whose product is annotated as WAP four-disulfide core domain 3. Lineage: Eukaryota; Metazoa; Chordata; Mammalia; Rodentia; Cricetidae. The transcript is spliced from 4 exons. Gene Ontology annotation, biological process: antibacterial humoral response; innate immune response. The record is from RefSeq and is a predicted model, not a curated record. Gene Ontology annotation, cellular component: extracellular region. The coding region runs from base 1826 to 2230 and encodes 134 amino acids. Gene Ontology annotation, molecular function: peptidase inhibitor activity.